UCUCUUCCUAGAUUAAAGAGGAAAAGACGUGACGCCAGCAGUCGCUCCAGCCUCUGUGACUGCUCUCUGCCUCACCGGACACUGAGCUGAGAGUUCAUUCGUUAGUUGUAAUUUGUUUGUUAGUUCCCAUAUAAAAGGGAUCAUUACCUUCAGUCUAAAAAUGAGCAAAGAAUAAUACUGACAAUUCCAGCACUGCCUGGAUCAACCCUGUAGUUUUUAUUUUUUGUAUUUUAAGUACUUAGAUUUUUACAGAGAUUUGGCAUCUAUUAACAAACGGUUGCUUUCGGUUUUCUUACACCUACUAUUGUUGGAAUAGAAGUCUAUUGUUUUCUAAUAGUUUUUCCUGCACAGAGGAUGUUGUUAUCUGUGUGUUUUUUCCUGUAGCUUGUAGAGGAGGUUGUGCUCAAGGUUCAGAAUCAAUGUAAGAGGAGAAAACUGAUGUGAAGAUCUAACGCUCCCUGAAAACACUCUUUACUUUUUCUACUGAUUUUUUUCUAUUCUUCUGGCCGAGGAGGACGCUGGGUUGGCGGAUUUAUUUUUUCCCCCUGGAUGUGACACUUUGAGCCAUGCUGCUGCUGCUGCUGCUGCUGCCGCUGCUCUGCCUGCAAACUUCACUGCAAGAACAGACUCCUGCUCCUGGGCGGUGUGAUAUCUCACAGAGGGUUGAUGUGCACACCUCCUGCACUUCCUGUGCCGCAGCCACCUCCAGCAGCUGCCCUCACGGCUUCAGCCACGUGGGCACGACCAACUGCAGUUAUGUGGUGCAGAUCGGUGGCAGGGAGGUGGAGCUGGGUGGAUGUCAACACAUCUGUGUGAAGGGGUUCAUGGAGCCACGAUGCUGCGCACAGCACUGGGGACCUCUUUGUCUCCCCUGUCCCAGCUGGUCAGGGAAGACCUGUAACUUCCAUGGGACAUGUCUGGAUGGAGACCUCGGCAACGGGACCUGCGUCUGUGAUGAUGGCUUCUCUGGCUUUGCCUGUCAGGAGUGUAAGAAUCAAAACUCUUACGGAGGAAAGUGUGAUAAAGAGUGUGACUGUGUGAAUGGAGUGUGUAAUAAAGGUCCAGAGGGUGAUGGACAGUGUUUGUGUCAGCCCCCGUACACUGGGAAACGCUGCGACCAAGUGAGUACCAAAUGCAGUAACUGCAUCCCCUACUCGUACUGUAAAGGAGAGGGAGACGCCGCCGACUGUGAAUGUUUGCCAGGAUACAGGAGGACACCACAGGGCAAAUGCAUGAGUCUUUGCUCACCAAGGGACUGCGAUGUCAACGCCCAGUGUUCCUCACAGGGGUCAAAGGUUGUCUGUGCCUGUAAGCCUGACUAUGAGGGAGAUGGCAAAAUCUGUGUACCCAGAAACCCUUGCUCCGUGAACAAUGGAGGGUGUCCCAUCAGCUCCACCAUCUGUGUCUUCAAAGGACCCAAUAACUCCAGCUGCGAGUGUAUGUUCGGCAUGUCUCCUAAGGGUGGCAGCGCUGAGUUUGGUUGUGAGCUGGUCUCUGCCUGCUCGGCGGACACCUGUGACCCCACAGCUGCCUGUCAAACUGAAGUGGAUGGACAACCCAGGUGUGUGUGUGAGGCGGGUCAGAUUGGUGAUGGACGUCGUUGUUAUGGUAACCUCAUGGAGCGGCUGAUAGAGCUGGACAGGAGUGGAAGCCAGAGAGAAAAUCUGACUGGAACUGUCGCCAUGUUUGAGAAAGGCUGUAUGCUGCUGCUGAGUCACAAUGGACCCUUCACAGCUUUCAUCCCCCUGCUGAAAACACCUCUGACAGGUGUUAAUGAGGAGCUGUUGUGUAAAAACCACCUGAUCCUGGGUCAACACCUCUACAAGGAUCUGGAGGGACAAGACUUCAACCUGUACAGCGGAGCCAGGUUCAGGAGCAAAGGCAACAAGAGGUUCAUCCUGAUGGAGAACCCCAGCAGACUGUACACUGUCAUUCAGGAAGACCUGCCAGCAGCCAAUGGGAUCAUCCACAUCAUCGACCGGCCAAUCACAAACACACUUUCUGAAAGGCCUCUUCGUGAUGAACAGUUUGCUGAUAAGACUAUCGCAGAGAUUCUGACUCUGGAUGAAAAGUACAACCGCUUCCUGUCUCUGGUUGAUAACUGUGGGUCACCCCCUCCACUGCGAGGUCCGGGACCCCUGACUGUGUUCAUCCCCACCAACCAGGCCGUGGACAAAGCCAGAGACGGCAGCAUCUUGUACAUGCUGCACGACGCCAAACAUAAACUUCAGGAACUCCUCAGACACCAUGUUUUCUCCCAGGCUGUGCUGACGGUUGACGAGUUAGCCAAUCUCCGUCAGAUUCAGACGAUGGCCAAUCAGAUUGUCUCCAUCACUGUGUCCGAUGAUGGUGAGAUUCUAUUGGGUGAGAAGGGCCUCCAUCUGACGAGCACCAACAUUGUGGCGUCCAACGGGAUCAUCCAUAUGAUUGAUGGGCUUCUGUACCCGCCCUCAAUCCUCCCCAUCCUGCCUCACCGCUGUGAUGUCAUCGAAAGCAAGAUCGUCGUGGGUCCAUGUGUUCACUGCAAUUACCUGUAUGAGACUGAGUGCCCAGAGGGAACCACUGAAAUGGACACUCAUCAGCGUGGCUGUGAUUACGUCACAUCUCCUCUCAGGCCGACACUCAGUACAGGCUGCGCCAAAUUCUGCAACGCCACCAAAACGGUAGCACAGUGUUGUAAAGGUUUCUACGGUCCGGACUGUAAACCCUGUAUUGGAGGAUUCCAGCAUCCCUGCUACGACAAAGGAACGUGUUUUGACGGUAUCCAUGGGAACGGCUCGUGCAGCUGUCAGCCAGGCCUUAAGGGUGCUGCCUGCCACAUCUGUGAGGAUCCAUCCAAGCACGGAGACAAGUGUGAUGAAGAGUGUCACUGUGUCCAUGGCGUGUGCGAUAACCGUCCGCGCAGCGGUGGUGUUUGUCGGAGAGGAUCCUGUGUGGAGGGAUACUCCGGAGACAAUUGCGACAGGACUGCCACGCCCUGCAACUCUGAUGGACUGCAGGAACACUGUCACAUCCACGCAUACUGCACACAGACAGGACUGCACACUAUGUGUGUGUGUAGGGAUGGAUAUGAGGGUGAUGGUCACUCCUGUUCUGCCAUCAACCUCUGCCUGAAGAGCAACCGAGGAGGCUGCGACACCAACGCAGAGUGUGUGCAUUUGGGCCCAGGUAACGCGUCAUGUGUGUGUAAUGAGGGUUGGGCAGGUGACGGCAAAGUGUGCGUGGAGAUCAACAACUGUCAGCUGGAGAGUCGAGGAGGCUGCAGCCCCGACGCCAACUGUAAUCACAUCGGACCUGGACAGAGUGAGUGUGUUUGUAAAACAGGUUACAUGGGGAACGGUAUCGUAUGUGACCUUAUUAACCCCUGCCUCAAGAGAAAUGGAGGCUGCCAUGACCUGGCAAAGUGUGAGCUCUCUAAGGAGGGUGGAGCUCACACCUGUACCUGUCCUGACGGCUACGCUGGAGACGGAAUCAUCUGCUACGGAUCAAUACUGGAGGAGCUGGACAUGAACCCAAAGCUGUACAGUUUCUACCGACUGACUCAGAAGUACAGUCACUUCUCUGAGGAGCUGAAUGGGAACUUCACACUGUUAGUUCCAUCCAGAGAAGCUCUGAGGAACAUGAGUUCAGCUGAGGACAUGUUUUGGACCAGCCGACAUCACCUGCCUCACUUCCUGCGGGCCCACUUCCUUCUGGGUAUCUACUCUGUAGAAGAUCUGGACAGACUGGUGGGCACCAAGCUGCCCACCCUGAACCCCCCCACCUACUGGGAAAUCAGCAACAGCAGCGGGGUGAUCCACAUUGAAAACGCCUCCAUCCUCACUCGCAACCUGCCUGCAAUCAAUGGCUACAUCCACAUCAUAGACAAGAUUCUGGCCCCCUCCCGCUCAGACCUCCCCCCCGACCCCCCGACUCUGAUGGCUGUCCUGAACUCCUCUUCGACUUUCACUCUGUUCAGACAGUACGCUCUGAUGUACAAUCUGACAGAGGAUCUGGGUGUGUUUGAUUUCACCCUCUUGCUGCCAACAGAUGAUGCCAUCAGGCAGCACCUCAGCGGGACUAACUCCUCCCUCUUGAACUCUGAUGUGUUCAAGUACCAUGUGAUUCUCAAUGAGCUGCUCUUCCCUGACCACCUGAGUGACGGCCUCUUGAAGAGCACACUGCUGGGCAGUGACUACCAGGUCCAGUUCCACCUAAACGACAAAAACCAGACAGUUGUGAACGAUGUUCCUCUUGACGGCAGUUUCACUGAGACGCAGAACGGUGUCAUCAUAGGCCUCCCUCAGGUCCUCAAAGUCCGCCGCAACAGAUGCAGCCAACAGAUAACCCUGCAGGUCAAUGGAAGGUGUACAGACUGUGAAGGACCGCCUCGAUGCCUGUUCAGCUACAAACCAAUCAGGCAACAGUUUCCGGCUAGAAUGCGAUCCAACUGUAAAUACAGGAAGCGAGUCGGAUCCAGGAGGAAGUCAGUGCCAGGCUGUGUCAUCAAAUGUCUACGGUUAACCACGGAUCACUCCUGUUGCCCCGGUUACUACGGCCACGAGUGCUUCAAAUGCCCCGGAGAUGUCGGCAGCUGGUGCUCCAAUCACGGGGAGUGUCAGGAUGGUAACCAUGGUAACGGGGAGUGCCGUUGCUUUGAGGGUUUCCACGGCACCGCGUGUGAGGACUGUGAGCCAGGACGAUAUGGCGUCAACUGCUCCUCCAAGUGUGUGUGUGACCACGGGAAGUGUGAGGAUGGUCUGGCAGGAAGUGGCAAGUGUGUGUGUUAUAAAGGUUGGAAAGGAGCUUCCUGCUCUGUAGAGAUCAAGGACGAUGCCUGUGGAGGUGUUUGUGACGAGAACGCCAACUGUAUAACAGGACCAAAGGGUACAGCUCCUGCCUGUGUGUGUGCGGCUGGAUAUGAAGGCAAUGGGACUAACUGCAAAGAGCUGGAUUUGUGCAGCAGGUUCAACGGUGGAUGUUCAAGAUUUGCUGUUUGCACAAAGGUCUCAGCAGGAGAGAGGACCUGUACCUGUAGAGAGGGGUACACUGGGGACGGGGUCAUCUGCCUGGAGAUGGACGGCUGUCUGGUCAACAAUGGAGGCUGCCACAAGUCAGCUGAGUGCAUGAGAACAGGCCCCAACAUUACGGCCUGCAGGUGUCUGAUGGGCUUUCAAGGAUCAGGGAGGUACUGCUACCCUGUCAACCCCUGCACAAAUAAUAAUGGCGGCUGCAGUCGGCAUGCUCGCUGUGAGUAUAUGGGUCAGGGUCAGAGGAACUGCACCUGCCUCAGAGGCCAUGUGGGCGAUGGCAUCGAGUGCCGGGGUACCACCAACAAUGAAGUGUUCCGACAAUCAGAGAACUUCUUCUUCCGUCGUAUGUUUUCUACAUCAAGCAUACGUAGUUUAUCUGGUGAAGGACCGUUCACUGUCUUCGUCCCUCUGGAGGAAUCCAACAACGAUUCCACUUGGCAGGAAUGGGAUCAAUUCGGGCGUCUCCCCGACCUGGUUCGUUACCACAUUGUUUCCUGUGAGACUUUGACGCUGAGUGACCUCAAAACCACCAAGCUUGUCGUCUCAACGUCAGGACACACAUUGCACUUCAGCCUGCUGCAGGGUUCAGUCUGGAUCAACAACAGAUCAAGAAUCGUGAAGAGUGAUUACACCACAUCUAACGGAGUCAUUCACCACAUUGACACGAUGUUGACGCCUUACAGGCUGCACAGCAAAUCAAACAUCCAGUCUAACAAGAUGAACCUGACGUCAGCAGCUGUGUUUUAUGGCUACAGCCGCUUCUACAAACUCAUUGAGGAUGCAGGGUUGCUCCCUGAACUCGAGAUGUCCAUCCAUCAGCCGUUCACCAUGUUCUGGCCCACAGACGAGGCCCUCAACUCCCUUUCAGCUGAAAGAAAGCACUGGCUCUCCAGCCCCGAUCACAGAGAGGAAGUGUCCUCCUUGCUGAAGGCUCACAUCAUACGCAGCUCCAGGGUGAUGGGUAUCAGUCAGCCGGAUACAUACACAACCUUCCGCACCAUGCAUGGAUCCACCAUCAAGUACAGCUGUGACAAGACCAUGGUGGGGGCUGUAUUGAUUAAUGAUAACGCAGCCAGGAUAGUGGAGCGUUACCUGAACUUCAAGGAGGGCCUAGCCUAUGGCAUCGACCAGUUACUGGAGCCACCUGGCCUGGGAGCGCUCUGCGACAAUCUGGAGAACAAAACCACUUCUGGGCGCUGUGGAAGCUGCCUCUCCCUUCCACCCUGCCCCUACAGACACAUUGACACGGGAAAGACAGAGCGUUGUUUGAACUUCAGGUCCUCCAGGUAUGGACGUCGCUACUCACCAUGGUAUACUGACUUGGAAGAGCAGUUUAGCCGGAUGGGCUGUAAGAGAGUGUGUCAGUUUCCUUCCUGGGUCCAAAAGUGCUGCAAAAACCACUACGGCCGAGACUGUCAAGUUUGUCCAGGUGGCCUGGAGGCUCCUUGUGGUAACCAUGGAGACUGCGACGAUGGUAUGCGUGGUUCGGGAAAAUGCACUUGCCACAAAGGUUUCAGAGGAGUAGCCUGCGAACUCUGUUUCUCCGGCCGCUUCGGCUCCAACUGCACAGUUUGCAGCUGUGGAAGGCAUGGAAGGUGUGAUGACGGCAUUGAAGGUUCUGGACAGUGUGUCUGUGAGGCGGGAUGGAAGGGUGAUAACUGCCAGAUCGAUAUUGGCUCGAUCCCAGAGGAGUGCCGGGAGUGCCACGAUCAGGCCGACUGUGUGCCAGGUGUUGGUUGUCAGUGUAAAUCUGGGUUUCAGGGGAACGGCACCUUCUGCAGUCCAGAGCCACCUCCAGACCUGUGCUCCGAGUACAACGGUGGCUGCCACCAGAACGCAGACUGUAACCAGACGGGACUGCUUGUCAACUGCAGCUGUCACAGUGGUUACCAAGGAGACGGAUACUCCUGCGAGCCCAUCAACAGGUGCACUGAAGAGGUGAAUGGUGGCUGCAGUGACUUUGCCUCCUGCAAGUUCACUGGUCCAAACGAGCGUCAGUGCGAGUGCCUGCCGGGGUACGUGGGUAAUGGAGUCCAGUGUCUGGAGAAGGUGGUGCCCCCUGUUGACCGCUGCCUGGAAGACAACGGAGGCUGUGACCCCGUGGCCACCUGCAAAGACCUGCAUUACCACGCCAACACAGCCGGAGUGUUCCACCUGCGCUCUCCAGAUGGGAAAUACAAGAUGAACUUCAGUCAGGCCGACGCCGCCUGCCAGGCCGAGGGCGCCGUGCUGGCCAACUUUAAACAGCUGGGAGACGCACAGCAGCUGGGGAUGCAUCUGUGCGUGGCCGGCUGGAUGGAGGGGGGGAAGGUGGGAUACCCAACCCGCUUUCCCUCGGUUAGGUGUGGAGACAACCAUGUGGGCCUGGUUAUCUACAAAGAACCUGUGGACCAGAACAGCAAGUACGACGCCUACUGCUACAGGCUCAAAGAUGUUUCGUGUGUGUGUCCUGCCAGUUACAUAGGAAACGGUGACUUCUGUAACGGCGUCCUAACCAGCGUCCUCGCAACAUACAGCAACUUCUCCAUCUUUUACAAGUUGUUGUUGGACUACAGCGGCCAGUCCUCAGAGGGCAAACAGCUUGUUGAGUUUAUGUCUCACAGGAAGUCUGAGGUGACGCUGUUUGUUCCUCAUAACGCUGGCUUUUCUGCAAAUCAGACUCUGUCUGGUAGAGAUCUGGAGUAUCACAUCUCAGCCAAUCACAGCAGACGACCAUUCAAGGAUCUGAGACACCAGGAAGUCAUCACAUCCAGGCUUGGGUUCAACCUGACUGUUACCCACGGCAACAACGAGAGCCGUAAGCUUGUGAACCGGCGGCUGCUGCUGGAGUGGGACAUUCCUGCUGUGAACGGGAUCAUCCAUGUCAUCGAGGCCCCGCUGACUGCGCCCCCCGAGCCGAUCUCCCAUCAUGCUUCCAGAAGCUACACCCACUCAAGCGGCACAGUGUCGGCCAUCUUGGUGUCGUUGUUGCUGGCGUGUGUGUUGGCUGCACUCGGCUACUACAUCUUCAAACACAAGACGGACGCCUUCCGCUUCCACUACUUCAGAAAUGAGGAUGAGGACGGUGCGGCGGUCGGCAGGAAUAAGCCCACGCUGGUCUCCAUCCCUAACCCCCUGUACAGCGGCUCCAGAGCCUUCAGCGAGCCGUUUGGGGAUCCUGGUCAGGGGUCAGAGCCAGCAGAACCUGAAGAACCUCCAAAGAUUCUGGACCUGGACCAGUAGAACCACUAAAACUGGAGCUGUCUGUUUACAUACCACAACAACCUGUUGGCUUGAACACGGUUCAGCUGUUACUCAGAUCAUCUGUAUCCAAAAAAGAAAUAAAAUAUGUGUAUUUACUUUA
Molecule: messenger RNA, 8355 nt
Organism: Epinephelus moara (kelp grouper)
Lineage: Eukaryota; Metazoa; Chordata; Actinopteri; Perciformes; Serranidae
Gene: stab1
Product: stabilin 1
Exons: 70
Coding region: 567-8234 (2555 amino acids)
Biological process (GO): cell adhesion
Molecular function (GO): hyaluronic acid binding
Source: RefSeq, a predicted model, not a curated record